Argiope bruennichi is the source of this 845-nucleotide messenger RNA. RefSeq names its product protein FAM210A-like. Bases 122 to 796 code for a protein of 224 amino acids. Gene Ontology annotation, cellular component: mitochondrion. Lineage: Eukaryota; Metazoa; Arthropoda; Arachnida; Araneae; Araneidae. The record is from RefSeq and is a predicted model, not a curated record. The transcript has 3 exons.
UGUUUGGCAACAUUUUAUGUGCGUGCGGCAUGUUUACUAUGCCGCUGUUUAUUUUUUGUAAAUAUGUAUAGAAUUUUUUUUUGUAUAAUACACUGUUAACAUAUACUCCUCACAAAAUAAAAUGCAGCGCUUAAGAGUGUCUACUUUAUCUCGUUAUGCCUUUUCUUUACAAUACUCAAUGAAAGACACGUGCGUUUCUGAGUACUUGCAAAUUUACGGGAGAUAUGGAUUUACUAGAGCAGUUACUAGGUCAUAUAAAACUUCAGGUUGCUUACCUUAUUAUAUACAAACAGCUAGCUUUCACAAUCCUAGUUCUGUAAUCUGCAAAAGGUAUAAACAUGAAGCAAGUAAUCAAGAUAAAAGCUCAGAAGAAAGUAGCCAGUUGGCUGAAGAACCCCCUGAAAAACUGUCUUUGUUUCAACGUUAUAAAAAAAUGCUUAAAGAAUACUGGUAUGUACUUAUCCCUGUGCAUAUGGUGACUUCAGCAUUUUGGUUUGGAGGAUUCUUCUAUGCUGCUAAAAGUGGUAUAGAUAUUAUUCCAAUUCUGGAAUAUCUCAAUCUUCCUGAAGUCCUGAUUGAACCUUUGCGCAGCUCUUCUCUAGGAAAUAUUGCGGUGGCAUCAGCCUUAUAUAAAUUAGCCACACCUGCUAGGUAUAUGGUUACAGUGGGUGGAACUACAUUUGCUGUUAAAUUCUUGACAAAACGGGGCCUUAUUCGGCCAGUUCCAACAAAAGCCGAAAUCAAAACUCUAAUUCAGAACAAGCUAAAAAAAGACAACAUUGAGAGUGAGAAAUGAUGUAGGAUUUUAUUUAUUGUAUUAUAGAUUAAAAUAUGUUGUGCUUUUA